AUGCGGGUCAUGACCAAAUCAGAUUCUAUUCCAAGCCUUGCGAUAUGUAAGCCAUGAGUUUUUGAAAAAUUGAAAUUAAAGUGCCUUAAAAGGUACUUAAAAAAAUUGAAGCCCGAUAAGAAAAAUUGCGAUUUUUAGCCCAACUCAAGUCGGGGCCUCUGGAUGUUUUCUCCCAUUACUUCCUUGCAUCCGAGCUUGAACCUUGGGAACAUGGAUAUUAUCUGACGGAGAUCACACUACGUUUUCUGGUAGGUUCGCAAUACUACGUGUCUACUUCGAGGACGAAAACGCCUAUUACCAUUGUAGAUUAUGGUACUUUUCACUGUUUGAAAUAAUUUCAUAACCCACGGGCUAGAAUCGACUGCAGGCGUCGAAUUAUCGAGCGAAGUUUUCGGACCAGAGCACGGGAAAGGGAGCGACUUUUAGGCCAUAUAUUUACCAUAUAUUUACCGUUUCUUGAAAUAGGUAUGUCACUUUUCUUCCCUAGCCAAAAGAUCCAUCACCCCAAAAUUUCAAACUACGGCCUACCUCUGGGUUGCGAAUCUCGGCUAUUCUCGGAAUGCGCAAGCAUUUAAACUAGGUGUAAAAAUUUUGAACCAGAACACUUCACCUGUAAUCAUAUCCUUUAUUAUCUUCAGUUCACUUCAAAUCGCAUCCUCUCAACGUUCUUCACGCCCGCAGAGUUUACCAUAGUCGUGAACAGGGUGCAUUUCUACAUGCGAUGCCGUUGGACAUUUCUCUCGUCAAAUCCGAUUUUAAUAAUUGCUGUGGCCGUAUCCCGCAGAGAUCAGGCAUCAAAGAGCUUUGUUCUGGACGAUUUUUACACUAAUCGGGAGAUCUUCGAAGAAGCCUUGGUUCGGUUGAUUUUCUGGGCGAAAAGUGGGUUUUUGCAAAGCUGAAUUUACUGCGAUUUUUUCUCCAAUAACUUUUUCAGGACACGAUGUUUCGUUAUAUCUUUCGGACUACCUGAAAACACGUCCAAUUUCGCUGCUUUUAUUCGACAUUGCUCUAAUUCCUCAUCCUCUACAAGCCGAAAAAGACAGUAUCCAAUGUCAUUAUGGGAUGAACAUGGCGAACGUUUUUGUUCUACCCGCGAAAAAUGAGAAAUCAGAGAGGAAACUGCACUAUAAUCGAAGAGAAACAAAUACUUUUUGGGAUGAGAGGACAGCCAGGAUGAAACGGGGGUGUGAGUUGAAAUUUUGCCACCAAAUUUGUUCAGUUGAUUCGUUUGACAACGCUUGAUUUUAGCAAUAAAAUAAAAAUUUCACGGAAGCCUUCUUCCAGAUCUAUUGGACGUUUUCCAUCCAAAAGCCACCGAAAUUUUCCUGGAACACUGCGAUGGCUUCAUGAUUUAUCAGCAUUUACCGUAAGAUCUAAAAAAACUGUCGAUUUUUUCAUUUUAGUCUCCCAAAAAUGCCAUAUAUCCGCAGCCUUUCCGCGUCAUUACCAUUACAUACAAUUGGCAAUGAGAAUGCGGUUUUUUUCUUCCGAAAAAUCGCCGAAUCCCUUCGAGAAGCGGCACCGAAAUGUCAGCUCUUCUUUGCGGUCGACGUGGACAUCUACGCAGUCGAUUUUGAUGCGAGCUGGGAGUAUCUGAACGUUGUCCCUCCCGCUGUUAAGAAUUCCAUUCAAAUCGUUGAAGGGAAUCCGGAUGUGGGGAUAAAUUUCACAGUCACUUUGCACUUGGUUCAUGGUGUGAAUCAGGUAGGGUUUUGAGGAAUAUUUAGGAGCGAUGGAAUAGGAAUUUUUGGCGUCGCGAGUUUUGUGGUAAGCCUGAGACAUUGGCGGACAAUAGGACCUUUUAUACCAUCAAUGGGGCAAAGGUCUCCAGGAAAGGAGUAUAUUACGGGAACUGGACCCGAGAUACUGAAAUAAAGGGCCGACAAGAUGUUUCACUGAGUAUUUAUCUGUCAAUAACGCCAACAAAGGGGCAAAUCACACAAAUACAAAGAGGUGAGGACGGCGAGCAAUGGUCGACCGUCCGCCUCAGAAACAACCGAGCACGUCAAUCCAACGCAUUUCCUGAACCGUUUCGAAACUUCGUACCGUUUUCAUUUAUUUAAAAGAGAGACGAAAUGUCGCGAAAUUAUCGGCACUUUUUGUCGCCCGAAAUAAUUCCUUUUUCUCGAAAAGGAAGAAGAAAGAUAAGAAAAUGCGUUUUGUCGGAUAGUGGCAUUUCGUUUUGAACGAAUCUCCAAAAAGGGGCGGGAAAUUUUUUGUUCUAUUUUGGAUUGACGUGCGAGCGACUCUUCUAAAUAUUCCAAGUGAGAAGUCCCAAUGACCGGUCGGUGCGGAAUGCCAAUUAGCAGUUGAGUAAUUCGUGGCGGGAUGCAGAUAAAGGCUGGGUGCUCUGGCUGAAUUGCGGGAAAUUGCCCGGGGAAUUGGCUGAUGCUCCUGCUGGGUGUAUCUGGUCCUACUCACCUCCCGCGGAAAAGCUGAAUCAGCCGCCAGUUAGGCCUGGAGAUAGGAAAAACCCGAGUUUGAGUUUCUAAUUUUAAAAUGCUGUAGGCAUCCGAUAAACAUAAUGCCAAUUGCAAAAAUACGCCGUACGGAAGAAAACAAAACAAGUUAUAGCCAAUUCGGCCGCAAAAUCGCUGCAACUUGAGCUUUUUCUCUCACCUUUCCUUCAUGUCAUCUCAAAAUUUUAGGUAACACCAGAGCAAAAGACGAAAUACAACUCACUUAUUGAACAACUCUCACCCUGGCAAACAAACACUCAGUGGUACCAUGCUUCGAUCACCAAACCUUCAGAGGUAAAAAAAAUAAAAUUGCCAUCUUCUCUACAGCAAAAGCUAAAUGAUUUUUCAGGAUUCCGGGACAGUUACGCUUCAGAUCACUUGCAUGUUUGGUCACCGCGAUACAUACAAGUUGGAAGGGCGACAGGCACUCUUGGCGGAUUGA
Bursaphelenchus xylophilus (pine wood nematode) is the source of this 2901-nucleotide messenger RNA. The record is from the annotation of a GenBank genome assembly. Lineage: Eukaryota; Metazoa; Nematoda; Chromadorea; Rhabditida; Aphelenchoididae.